Ctenocephalides felis (cat flea) is the source of this 2592-nucleotide messenger RNA. RefSeq names its product histone-lysine N-methyltransferase E(z)-like. Lineage: Eukaryota; Metazoa; Arthropoda; Insecta; Siphonaptera; Pulicidae. Gene Ontology annotation, molecular function: protein binding; histone H3K27 methyltransferase activity. The coding region runs from base 86 to 2434 and encodes 782 amino acids. The transcript is spliced from 16 exons. Gene Ontology annotation, biological process: chromatin remodeling. The record is from RefSeq and is a predicted model, not a curated record.
CAGUUGUUGACUUUUGGCACAAAAUGCAUAUGCAAUAAUAUAACUAGCACAAUAGAGAAUAAAUAUAUUAUUAUUUGGUUCAAUCAUGAGUAAAGUUAAAGUGUCUGCAGAAUGGAAAAAACGAGUAAAAUCGGAAUAUAUGCGAAUUCGCCAAAUUAAGCGACACAAACGUGCAGAUGAGGUUAAAAUUGCUUGGAAUCAGAAUAGAAAUCGAUCCGUUGAUAUACUGCUGGAAGAAGAAAGAAGAUGGACGUCUAGUCCAGCUGUUUGGAAGGUUGAGGAGCCACAACCAAAUCAUGUAUCUUGCAUGAAAAAGGCAGAAGUAGUCAGUUUGGAUGGCGAAACUCAAUCAACAUUUAUUAGAGUGAUAUCAGCUGUAACACCAAUCCCAACUAUGUACACUUGGGCACCCACACAACAGAAUUUUAUGGUUGAAGAUGAAACUGUUCUCCACAAUAUUCCAUAUAUGGGAGAUGAAGUUUUAGACCAAGAUGGAACUUUCAUUGAAGAAUUGAUCAAAAAUUAUGAUGGAAAAGUACAUGGUGAUAAAGAAGGAGGUUUUAUUGAUGAUUCAAUCUUUGUUGAGUUAGUUCAGGCUUUGAUGACUUAUACAAUUCUGAACAAAGAUGAUUCAAAAGUGGAGUCUGGAAGGGAAUUAAGGCAUUCAAAGGAUUCCAAAGAUAAGAUAAAAUCUACUAAUGUUAUAAUCGAAGAAAAAAAUAAACUUUCUGAUACUUCAAAUGAUGAAUCUAAACCAAAUGACGAAGAACACAAAAAGGAAUCUAAUGAUGAAAUAAGACGAAGCUCUGUCGAAAAUCGAAUAAAAACAGAGGAUGAAGAUGUUGAAAUUAUUGAAAUUGUAGAUGAACCAGAGAAUGAAAUUAAAAAUGAAGAAAAAUCAGUGAAACCAUUUCCAAAUUUUAUGAUAUUUCAAGCAAUCAGCAGUCAGUUUCCUGAUAAAGGAACUGCAGAAGAACUAAAAGAAAAGUAUAUAGAACUAACAGAACAAGUUGACCCAGAUGCAAAUCCUCCUGAAUGUACACCAAACAUUGAUGGGAUUCGGGCUGAAAAUGUUCCGCGAGAGCAAACAUUGCAUUCUUUCCAUACAUUAUUCUGUAGAAGAUGCUUUAAAUACGAUUGUUUUCUUCAUCGAUUACAAGCUUGUCAUCCUGUUCCCAAUUUACAAAAGCGAAAAUUUGCAGAUCUGAAACCUUUUACAGAACCUUGCAGUGAACACUGUUACAUGCUGUUGGAUGGUAUGCGAGAAAAAAUAGAAGCUGAUAUAAAGAUCAAUAGUGACAAGCAAAAAGAACUAGCCAAAGAAAAGCUACCGCAAGACUCAGGCAAUGAAGCUAGUUCAGAAGACAGCAAUGAUAGCAGUCGCUUUAGCAGAGAUUUCCAGAAUGUGAAUGGACAGAAUUUAUCUAAUGAGCAAACUGCAUUAGCACCAUUGCCAAUGUCAAGUUUGCAAGGUCGCACUGAUAUUGAAUGGACUGGGGCAGAUCAAUCACUUUUCCGUAGUUUGCAUAAAGUUCUACUAAAAAAUUAUUGUGCUAUUGCACAAAUAAUGCUGACAAAAACUUGCCAACAGGUUUAUUACUUUUCACAAAAAGAAGCAGAAGAUAUUCCGACUUUGGAAGCUAUUAGAGACUUCACACCACCAAGGAAGAAGAAGAAGAAGCAUAGAUUAUGGUCUGUUCAUUGUCGGAAAAUUCAAUUAAAAAAAGAUUCUUCUUCAAAUCACGUUUAUAACUUUUCACCUUGUGAUCAUCCUAACAAACCGUGUGAUAGUAAUUGUCCUUGUAUUGGAGCUCAGAAUUUCUGUGAAAAGUUUUGUCAAUGCAGCUCUGAUUGCCAGAAUCGUUUUCCAGGAUGUCGAUGUAAAGCACAGUGUAAUACAAAGCAAUGCCCUUGUUAUUUGGCUGUGCGUGAAUGUGAUCCCGAUCUUUGUCAAACAUGUGGUGCUGAUCAGUUUAAUUUAACUAGGAUUACAUGUAAAAAUGUUAGUGUGCAGAGGGGAUUACAUAAACAUUUACUAAUGGCACCAUCAGAUGUAGCCGGCUGGGGAAUUUUCUUGAAAGAAAGUGCUCAAAAGAAUGAGUUUAUCUCUGAGUACUGUGGUGAAAUAAUUUCUCAAGAUGAGGCUGACCGUAGAGGAAAAGUUUAUGAUAAAUAUAUGUGCAGUUUCUUAUUUAAUUUAAAUAAUGAUUUUGUGGUAGAUGCUACAAGAAAAGGAAACAAAAUAAGAUUUGCAAAUCAUUCUAUAAACCCUAAUUGCUAUGCAAAGGUAAUGAUGGUCAAUGGUGAUCAUCGUAUUGGGAUAUUUGCUAAACGAGCAAUUCAACCUGGUGAAGAAUUAUUUUUUGACUAUAGAUAUGGACCAACAGAACAGCUUAAAUUUGUGGGUAUUGAAAGAGAAAUGGAGUUUCUUUAAAUUCCAUUUAGUAUUAUUUCAUGAAGCAGACAAUACUUUUUAUCAUAUAUUUUGCUCAGCUGGUGGUAAGUUUAGAUGUAUUUUUUUACAUUUCUUAUAUUAAGAUAAAAAAUUGCUAAUAUUUAUUUAAUUUUAAAAGUAAUCUUAUUAAUAUAAAA